Grus americana (Whooping crane) is the source of this 3122-nucleotide messenger RNA. RefSeq names its product cytochrome c oxidase assembly factor 5. The record is from RefSeq and is a predicted model, not a curated record. The coding region runs from base 123 to 350 and encodes 75 amino acids. Gene Ontology annotation, biological process: mitochondrial respiratory chain complex IV assembly. NCBI's taxonomy places the organism in Eukaryota, Metazoa, Chordata, Aves, Gruiformes, Gruidae. Gene Ontology annotation, cellular component: mitochondrion. The transcript has 3 exons.
CGCCCCGCCCCUUCCUCCUCCCGCCGGAAGCGGCGGUAGGGCUUGGGGCGCCAACAUGGCGGCGGCCACUGGUAGUGGUAUCCCCACAGGCCGCAGCGAGGUGUAGAGCGAGUUUGGCCGCCAUGCCUAAGUACUAUGAGGAUAAGGAGGAGGACGGGCGGGCCUGCGGGGGGGUGAGGGAGGACUUGCGGCAGUGCCUGCUGGAGAGCUCCUGCGUCCUGCAGGAAAAGAAAAGCCCUAAACAGUGCUUGAGGGAGGGACACUGUAAGAGUUUGCAAGUGACGUUUUUUGCAUGCAAAAGAUCGAUGUUGGAUACCAGGGCAAGAUUCAGAGGAAGGAAGGGAUACUGAAGUCCUUGUGAAAAGACCCAGCUAUGGGAGGAGAUCAGGGUUCAUCAGCACUUCAAGCAAAAUGGGGACUAAAGUAGGAUGAUUGUAUCUGCUGCAUCCUUUCAUGCAGCAUUUUCAUGGAAGGUGUCUACUCCUGAGUAUUCUGAAAGAUUGACCUGGAUGUGCAUUUAAAUGUUAAAAAGAAAGCAAGCAUAAAACUGCAAGUUAUGGCCAAAAUGCCUACUUGUCAUGCACUUGCAAUAAAAUAUGUAAAAUCCAGAAUAAGCUGCAGAGGUUCUCAUCAUGUUUUGAAGUGAAGUGGUCUGUUGUGGUUUUACUAAUUCUGAUCAUGUUUUACUAUUACAAAUGAUACAAGAUAUGGAAUUAGGUGUUCAUUCAACUGGUAUCCCAGAGGAUACCUCAUGAUAGAGCUGUUUUCAGAGACAAUGAGUUGACCGAGGUUGUGAAAUAACACGUGCAAGCUGCUUCUUCCCCAAUAGGUUUGUUACUAAAUAAACCUGCACUAAUAGGUAGGAGUGGUGAUGUUUUUGCAGUGCAAUGUAUGCAAGGAUGGCAUCUCUUUCCUCUUGCUACAAAUUCCUUUUAAUGUGAUGAUUGAGGUACAUGUUUAUUAGCACAGUCUCAUUGGACAACUUGUUAAAAUUUGAUUACUCUAAAUUAAAGGAUGUCUGCUUUAUCUUUCAGUAAUCUGUUUUCUCAUUCUAUUGACACAAGUGCAAGAGAAUUAUAGGAUUAUUCUAGUCAAUGACUUGAAAGCUGUAUGCCCUGAUGUAGUUAAUUAUAUAUCUUUGGGUGGGUGGGGAAGGUGUUCCUCAGGCCAACAGUUAGGGAGACCAUGGCUGCUAUUGCUGUGUUACCAAAGUAUUUACAAUGAUAUUUAAGUUCCUCUGAGAUUAUUCUAAAUGACGUUUCUGCAUUAUUUUCUAAGCAAGUGUGUAAUACUAAUCCAAAUAUAUGUACAAACUAGAGAUGAUCAUCUGGACUUUAUUGUCUUUAUAGAAGUCGUGUUCCACAAAUUUAGUUUGUGAGCAUUUUUAUUCUUUUUACUUUGUCACUUCUUUUGGAAUUCUUUGGUUCACAUUUAUGGGUGUAAAAUGCUGAAAUUGCCAUUCAUAUUCAUUUAAAUUUUAACUAGUUUCUGCUGUGUACUUAAAACUUGCUCUUCCUUUGGAAUUUUCUUUGUGCUUAAUCAAGUUUUGUAUAGUUUCAUAAGUUACACAAUGGCUGUAGUGAAAAAAGCAAAGAAAUUAAUACUUUUAAAUACUGUUUAAAUAUACAGUAGAAAAAUACUGUUUUGCUUUCCUUUGAUCAAGGAUGACUGUGGCAGAUCUGUCUGCAGUAUGAGAGUUUUCUUCAAGACAUAGAUAACAUCUAUCAGUUAGUCUCUCUUGCCCCACCUUGGUAAGGAAAUGGGAUUUAUGGGGGUAACAAGCAUUAAAUAGUGCUUAAACUGUGACUGUGGUCAAUACUUACUGGUUCUGUUUAAGAGCUUGUUUCUGAAGAAUAUUUCUUCUUCCUUCCUUCAGUGUCUCUACCUCCUUCCUGCCUUUUGAAGCCUUUAAGAAAUAAAUAGUAGUGUAACUCUUACAUAUGGAAACUCAAAUAACUUCAGACAAGCUGAUUAGAAACAAAAUUAGGAAAUAGAGGGGAGAGAGUCAUAGUAACUUCUUUUCUUGGCUAAAGCUUAUAGCCAUGUGGCUGAUCUACAUUUAGUCUGAACAGAUGCAUGCCACACUGCUUGUAAAAUUGAUGAUUUCAAUGAAUGAGUUCAUGUUGAUUAUUUAAUUCUGUCUUAAGCAACUGCUCUGAUCAGUCAAAAUAUGUUUAUAUUCCUUUAUGUGUAGGAUUUUAUUUUUGCAAUCAUAAAUAACACUGAUUUAACAUUUUCAUGUUCUGUUGAUCAUGUGAAGGCUAGUUCAUUUGUUGAAGUGCCAUAAACAUCCUUUGUUUUCCACAACCUAGUUACCGUGUUACCUCUUUAUGUAUACUGAAAAUGAUAAAUUGAUGUCAUGUCUGUAAGAGUUUUUUUAACUUAGCACUCUAAUUUCAAAGUAUUACUCUCAAGCCUUUUCCAUGGGGGGAAAAAAAUUUAAAAAGGGAAUAGAGAUAAAUUUAAAGCUUCUUGGCAGGUAAUUAAAUGUCUGUUGGAAGAAUGGGAAUGGUAUGCGGUUUUGGUAGUCAAGGACUCUUCCAUGGUCUGCUCUGCCACAGGGGACUAUAGGCUUGAUGCUUCAAGUGAUCUGUUUCUUUCUCAGCCAUAGUCACUGAGCCGCACCUAAUGGUGCUGCCCAACUCCUUUCAGAAAGGAGCAGGCAGAUAUAUCAUAGGCGGAUAACUAGUGUCCUGGUUUCAGCUGAGAUAGAGUUAAUUUUUUUUCUAGCAGCUGGUAUAGUGCUGUGUUUAGAUUUAGAAUGAGAAUAGUGUUGAUAACACACUGAUGUUUUAGUUGCUGCCAAGCAGUUGAGGACUUUUCAGCUUCUCAUACUGCCCUGCCAAGGAGAAGGUGGGGAUUGCACAAGAAGCUGGGAGGGGACACAGCCCGGACAGCUGACCCAAAGUGACCACAGGGAUAUUCCAUCCCAUGUGGCAUCAUGCUCAGUAUAUAACCAGGGGGUGGGCCAGGAGGCAGUUCGGCUUGAGAACUAGCUGAGUAUCAGCUUGGGGUGGUGACCAAUUGUGCUGUGCAUCACUUGUUUUGUAUAUUCUUUUAUCAUUAUUUUUAUUAUUAUUAUUGUCUUCCUUUUCUGUCCUAUUAAAUUGUCUUUAUCUCAA